Messenger RNA from Homarus americanus (American lobster), 1008 nucleotides. Its product is annotated as tigger transposable element-derived protein 1-like. Lineage: Eukaryota; Metazoa; Arthropoda; Malacostraca; Decapoda; Nephropidae. Gene Ontology annotation, molecular function: DNA binding. Gene Ontology annotation, cellular component: nucleus. The transcript is spliced from 3 exons. The annotation marks the transcript as partial. The record is from RefSeq and is a predicted model, not a curated record.
AUGGGAAUAAAGAAGUCUACUUUACGCACCAUUAGAGACAAUGCAGGAAAGAUUAAAGCAAGCUGUAUUGCUGGAAAAACCUUGAGUGUUAGCAAAAGUUUAUGUGGUAAAGCAGCAAAUGCUGACGAAGCAAGUGCGCGGGCAUUUCCUCCCACUGUAAAGAAAUUUAUUCAGGAAGAAGGCUACACCUUAGACCAAAUUUUUAAUUUGGAUGAAACAGGUUUAUACUGGAAGAACAUGCCAACAAGAACUUACAUUUCCAAGACUGAAGCACAUGCUCCAGGCUUUAAGGCUGCGAAGAACCGCAUGACAGUGUUGUUGGGUGCAAAUGCUAGUGGAGACUUAAAGCUUAAGCCUGUGCUUAUAAUGCGCCAAGCCACCCUCCCUCCCACCAUUGCUGAGCUUUCUGACAAUAUCAAAGUGCUCUUUCUACCUCCAAAUACAACAUCUCUCCUUCAUCCAAUGGACCAAGGAGUAAUAGCAGCCUUCAAAGCCUAUUAUUUGAGGCAUACAUUUAAGAAACUUAUUGCAGCUACUGAGGAAGGAAAUGAUAAGGCCAGUGUUCUUCAAUUUUGGAAAAGUUUCAACAUCAAGCAUGCAAUUGACAUCAUUGUGGAGGCCUGGGGUGAUGUAAGUAAGGACUGCUUGAGUGGAGUUUGGCAGAAGCUUCUCCCAGACUUAAUUCAUGAUUUUACAGGCUUUGAUGCAUCAGAGGAGCUCCCAAAAAUAAAAGAAAAUUGUGUUUCUCUUGCAAAGCAAGUUGGCUUUGCUGAAGUGGAAAGUGUUGAUGUUGAGGAACUGCUCAAGUCCCACUAUGAAGACCUCUCUACAGCUGAUCUACAACUUGUUGCUGCUGGGGAAAUAGAAGAUGCCGAAGAUGAUGAAGUAAAGGAUGCAAAACCACGAGAGCUUCCCACAUCUGUUUUGUCUUCUAUCCUGAGGAAAGUUGAUAAGCAGUUGCAGAUCUUGGAAGACAAUGACUACACUGCAGAAAGGAGCAGGAUUGCA